AUGAUUUUAGCUACUAUUAUAGCGAACUGCAUUGUUUUGGCGAUGGAGCAGCAUCUGCCAGAGGGAGACAAGACUCCGAUGUCCGAGCGCCUGGAUGACACAGAACCUUACUUCAUUGGAAUAUUCUGCUUUGAAACGGGAAUUAAGAUCAUUGCCUUGGGGUUUGCAUUUCAUAAAGGAUCCUAUCUACGCAAUGGCUGGAACAUCAUGGACUUUGUGGUUGUUCUCACCGGAAUUAUUGCAUCUACUGGGCAAGAGUUCGAUCUUCGGACCCUCAGGGCUGUUCGUGUGCUCAGACCCCUGAAGCUGGUGUCUGGAAUUCCAAGUUUACAAGUGGUCCUGAAGUCUAUUAUGAAAGCCAUGAUUCCUCUGCUCCAGAUUGGGUUGCUACUCUUUUUUGCUAUUCUCAUCUUUGCUAUCAUUGGACUUGACUUCUACAUAGGAAAAUUCCACAAUUCUUGCUAUGAACCUUAUGGAGAUGAGAUACAAGUGGAAGGCCUCUGCGGCAAUGAUUCGUCAUCACGGAGGUGCCCUGAUGGCACAGUAUGCUACGCCAAAUGGGAGGGACCCAAUAAUGGCAUUACUCAGUUUGAUAACAUCCUGUUUGCAGUGCUCACGGUAUUUCAGUGUAUAACUAUGGAGGGCUGGACAGACAUUUUGUACCAUAGUAAUGAUGUGUUUGGCAGCACGUGGAACUGGCUUUACUUCAUCCCCCUUAUUAUCAUCGGCUCCUUCUUCAUGCUUAACCUUGUUUUGGGCGUCCUUUCAGGAGAGUUUGCCAAAGAGAGGGAGCGAGUAGAAAACCGUAGAGCAUUCAUGAAGCUGAGGAGACAGCAGCAGAUAGAAAGGGAAUUGAAUGGCUACAUGGAGUGGAUUUCCAAAGCAGAGGAGGUAAUUCUGGCUGAAGACGACAGUGAUGUGGAGAGACUGCCUUAUGAUGGAGCACUGCGUAGACCCACAAUCAAGAAAAAUAAAACCGAACUACUGAAUGCUGAUGAAGGAGAGGAGGCUAUCGGAGAUAUUGCUUCUGUGGGCUCUCCUUUUGCCCGUGCCAGUAUUAAAAGUGCCAAGCUGGAAAAUUCCUCAUACCUACACAAGAAGGAACGACGCUUACGUUUCUACGUCCGGCGUAUGGUGAAGACACAGACCUUCUACUGGAUGGUUCUAGGCCUCGUGGCACUGAACACGCUGUGCGUGGCAAUUGUGCGCUAUAACCAGGAAGAAUGGCUAACUGAUUUUCUCUACUAUGCAGAAUUCAUUUUCCUUGGGCUCUUUAUGUCCGAAAUGUUUAUAAAAAUGUACGGUCUUGGAACCAGGCCUUAUUUUCAUUCAUCCUUUAACUGCUUUGACUGUGCCGUUAUCACUGGGAGCAUCUUUGAGGUCAUAUGGGCAAUGGUGAAGCCUGGAACCUCCUUUGGGAUCAGCGUCUUAAGAGCCCUCCGCCUGCUGCGCAUAUUCAAGGUUACUAAAUAUUGGGCCUCUCUCCGUAACCUGGUAAUCUCAUUGCUCAGCUCAAUGAAGUCCAUCAUCAGUUUGCUGUUCCUGCUCUUCCUUUUCAUUGUGGUCUUUGCCUUACUGGGGAUGCAGCUGUUUGGUGGACAGUUUAAUUUUAAUGAUAAAACACCAUCUACCAACUUUGAUAAUUUUCCUGCAGCAAUAAUGACUGUCUUUCAGAUAUUGACUGGAGAAGACUGGAACGCAGUAAUGUAUGAUGGCAUCAAGUCUCAGGGAGGUGUCAAAUCUGGCAUGGUGUCCUCCGUCUAUUUUAUCAUCCUCACCCUUUUUGGAAACUACACACUGCUGAAUGUCUUCUUAGCUAUCGCUGUGGACAAUCUUGCAAACGCUCAGGAGCUGACCAAGGACGAGCAGGAGGAAGAGGAGGCAGCUAAUCAGAAACUGGCAAUGCAGAAAGCAAAGGAAGUUGCAGAUGUCAGUCCCCUGUCAGCCACCAAAAUGUCUAUUGCAGCGAAAGAACAGCAGAAAAACCAGAAGACCGCUAUGUCUGUUUGGGAGCAACGUACUAAUGAGAUGCGUCGACAGAACUUGAUGAAUAGCCAUGAAGCCCUGUACAGUGAAAUGGAUCCUGAGGAGCGCUGGAAGUUGUCCUUCCUACGUCCAGAUGUCAAGACACAUUUGGACCGACCACUUGUUGUGGAUCCCCAAGAAAAUCGAAACAACAACACCAACAAAAGUCGUCCAGGAGAAAGUAAGACACCAAUAGAACAACGUCUGUCUCACCAGCGGGCAGAAGACUAUCUGCGUAAACAAGCACGGUUUCAAGAGCGGGCAAGCCGAGCAUAUGACAUAGGACAGGAACAAGGCCGUAGGCCAAGGAGUAAAGAGCAGGAUAUCAGUCGUGAUAGUCAGGAUUUGGGGCUUCAGGAGAGGACAGGAGAAGUUGAUGGAAUGGUACGUCCGCCACAGGAUCCACCCAGGAGACAUCGGGGUGGUGGAAGCAAGGAGAGCAGGAGCGGUUCACCUCUGCCACGUGGGGACGGAGAUCACCGUAGACAUAGGGUACAUCGUAGAACUGGGGAAGACCCAGAGUAUUUAGCGGGCAGUGGUGGAAGGGGAGGAGCAGGCGGAGGAGAAAGAAGAAUGCGACAUGUGAGGGAAGGGGGCAGAACACGGGAAGCUGGAGGUGGAGGAGGAGAAAGCGAAGGGCCCGAUGGUGAGAGGAGAAGGAGGCAUCGGCAUACUGCACAGUCCACCUAUGAAAACGAUGUGAAGAGAGACGACAGAGAGAGGAGGCAUCGGAGACGAAAGGACCCAACAGCUCCUGUUCCCAGCUCAGGUCCAAAUCUUUCCACCACCCGUCCAAUUCAAGAUCGCUCCCGCCAGGAAAACCAAAACCAACAGCCUGAAAAUAUGGAUAACAUCCGUAACAACAAGCUGGCGACUACUGAACCGCCGGCAGUGGGAAUCGGAGGAGGCCUCAAUCACAGCCCAGCCAAAAUGGGCAAUCACACCAACUGUGCAAACAACAACAGUGCUCCUACUAUGAAUUAUGUGCCAAAAAGGACACCUCUCCCCACUAACUCUGGCCCUCCCCCCACCGCACCUGAUUCCAGCCAGACACUCAGUAACCCCACUGAGACCGCCAAGGGGACUAAAGCUACAGAGCAGACUACAGUGAAUAUACCACUGCCAUUUCCUCCACCAGUAGAGAACGCUGUGGGACAGGUGAACAAGACGGUGGCCGUGUCUCCUCUACCUCAGAAAGAGGACGAGAAAAAAGAGGAGGAAGAAGAGGAUGAAGAUGAGGGGAAGGGGCCUAAACCAAUGCCUCCGUACAGCUCCAUGUUUAUUUUAUCCACCACGAACCCUAUCCGUCGCCUGUGUCACUACAUUGUCACCCUGCGAUACUUUGAGAUGUGCAUCCUGUUAGUCAUCGCCAUGAGCAGCAUAGCCCUCGCUGCAGAGGACCCUGUGUAUCCCGAGGCCACGCGAAACAAUGUACUACGCUAUUUUGACUAUGUCUUCACGGGUGUCUUCACCUUUGAAAUGGUUAUAAAGAUGGUGGAUCUGGGCCUCAUUCUGCACCAGGGAUCGUACUUCAGAGAUCUGUGGAAUAUUCUUGAUUUUAUCGUCGUUUGUGGUGCUCUUGUGGCAUUUGCGUUCUCGAGUAACCAGCGAGGCGGGAGUAAAGGAAAGGACAUCAGCACCAUCAAAUCUCUGCGUGUUCUUCGUGUCUUGAGGCCUCUGAAAACCAUUAAGCGACUGCCCAAACUAAAGGCUGUGUUCGACUGUGUGGUGAACUCCCUGAAGAAUGUCCUGAACAUCCUCAUUGUCUACAUGCUCUUCAUGUUUAUCUUCGCUGUGGUGGCGGUCCAGCUUUUCAAGGGGAAGUUUUUCUACUGUACAGAUGAAUCAAAAGAGUUUCAGAGAGACUGCAGAGGAGAGUAUCUGGUAUAUGAUAAGAAUGAAGUCAAAGCACAGAGGCGCGAAUGGAAGAAAUGGGCGUUCCACUAUGACAAUGUCCUGUGGGCCUUGCUCACCCUCUUCACCGUGUCCACAGGAGAGGGCUGGCCAGAUGUCCUCAGGCACUCAGUCGAUGCCACCUACGAAGACCAAGGACCCAGGCCUGGAUUCCGCAUGGAGAUGUCCAUCUUUUAUGUCGUAUAUUUUGUGGUUUUCCCUUUUUUCUUUGUCAACAUUUUCGUAGCCUUGAUAAUCAUUACUUUCCAGGAGCAGGGGGAUAAAAUGAUGGAGGAGUACAGUCUGGAAAAGAAUGAGAGAGCAUGUAUUGAUUUUGCUAUCAGUGCCAAGCCACUUACCCGCCAUAUGCCACAAAACAAGCAAAGCUUUCAGUAUCGAAUGUGGCAGUUUGUGGUGUCUCCCCCUUUUGAGUAUACGAUUAUGGCUCUAAUCGCCCUAAACACCAUUGUGCUGAUGAUGAAGUUUCACGGAUAUACCAAUACAUAUGAUCAAGUUCUGAAAGCAUUCAAUAUCGUCUUCACCUCUCUCUUCUCUCUGGAAUGUCUACUGAAGAUCAUUGCUUUUGGAGUUCUGAACUAUUUCCGGGAUGCUUGGAACGUAUUUGAUUUUGUGACGGUUCUUGGAAGCAUUACAGAUAUCGUGGUUACAGAGUUCUGGGACAACUUUAUCAACCUCAGCUUUCUGCGCUUGUUCCGAGCUGCCCGUCUUAUUAAACUUCUGCGCCAAGGCUACACUAUCCGAAUCCUCCUGUGGACUUUCGUCCAGUCCUUUAAGGCACUGCCCUACGUCUGCCUCCUGAUCGCCAUGCUGUUCUUUAUCUAUGCCAUCAUCGGCAUGCAGGUCUUUGGUAACAUAGCCCUGGAAGAAGAUGAGGACACAGCUAUAACAGAACACAACAACUUUCGUACAUUUUUCCAAGCUCUCAUGCUCCUUUUUCGGAGUGCCACCGGCGAAGCAUGGCAUGAAAUCAUGCUGUCCUGCUUGAGUGGAAAGCCCUGCGACAUUCAGUCAGGAAUAAAGGAGAAGGACUGUGGGAGCGAGUUUGCCUAUUUCUACUUUGUGUCUUUCAUCUUCCUUUGCUCCUUUCUGAUGUUAAACCUGUUUGUGGCUGUCAUUAUGGAUAACUUUGAAUAUCUAACCCGCGAUUCCUCCAUUCUGGGUCCACAUCAUCUAGAUGAAUAUGUGAGAAUCUGGGCAGAGUAUGACCCGGCUGCCUGGGGUCGCAUGAAAUACACAGACUUGUAUGAGAUGCUCAGACUAAUCUCGCCUCCCUUGGGUCUGGGGAAGAAAUGCCCUGCUCGAGUUGCUUAUAAGAGGCUUCUUCGAAUGGACCUUCCUGUGGCCGAUGAUAACACUGUUCACUUUAACUCGACCCUCAUGGCUCUGAUACGUACAGCGUUGGAUAUCAAAAUUGCAAAAGGUGGUGCCGACAAGCAGCAAAUGGACAAGGAACUCAGAAAGGAGAUGAUGGCCAUUUGGCCCAAUCUCUCUCAUAAAACACUGGACCUGUUGGUGACACCACAUAAAUCUACUGACCUCACCGUGGGCAAGAUUUAUGCGGCCAUGAUGAUUAUGGAGUAUUACAGACAGAGCAAGGCGAAGCGACUGCAGGCCCUUCAAGAGGAACAGAACCGGACACCUUUAAUGUUCCAAAGAAUGGAGCCUCCAUCGCCCACACAUGAUGGUCCUGUGGGGCUAAACGCUCUAAUGUCCUCUCAGAAUGAACCAGGGGGAGAAAUGGGUAUACCUGAAGGCGGCAUGAAGGAAAGUCAGUCGUGGAUGACGCAGAGAGCCCAACAGAUGUUUCAGAAGACAGGGACCUGGAGUCCAGAGAGGGUGCGAGCCCAGGAGAACACCAACAGCUGGCCGAAUUCACAGGUCUGGAUAGAAAUGACGGAGAUAAAUCGGGAGGGUUACUCUGACAGUGAGCAGUACCUUGUGAUGGAAGGACAUGGGAGGGCAGCUUCAAUGCCAAGGCUACCCGCUGACAGCCAGCAGCGAAGGAAAACCCGAACCCGAGGGAGUAACCUCAGUACUAUCACUGAUGGAAGCCCAAUGAAACGCUCCACUUCCAUGCUUGGUCAUUCUCGGUCGAAAGGCAUCAGACUAAAUGAAUACUCAUUAGAGCGAGUCACCCCCGAUGAAGGCCCCCGCCACGGACACCAGCGCAGAAGAGAGCGUGGACAUCGGGUGUCUGAGCGCUCAUUAACUCGCUAUGUAGAUUUGGAAUCAGGUCUUGGUACAGAGCUCAGCACCACAACACAGUCAGGUGACCUGCCUUCAGAAGAACGAGGACGAACCCGAGACAGAAAGCAUCACCACCACCACCACCAUCACCACCACCACCAUCACCACCACCCUGGAUCAGAUAGAGAACGUCUAGAUUAUGGGAGACCAAGUUCUCGUUCACCAAGUAUGGGUCGAGAGGGUCGAGACUAUGCUCCACACAGACAGGGCAGUAGUUCAGUGGAUGGCAGCCCCGUGCCCUCAACCUCUGGGGCCAGCACACCCCGCAGAGGAAGGCGUCAGCUGCCCCAGCUUCCCCAAACCCCCAGGCCACGCAUUACCUACUCCCCUGUGGUUCGCCGACCUGCCAGCAUCUGCCCCUCACAGCAACAGCAGCAGCUGUCCCCCUGCAGAGUGACAACACCUCUCCCAAGAAGAUACCCUCAGAAUGACAGCCACGUGGGCAGCAACGAAAGACAAGCCACUCAUAACAGUUCUCCCCGAUCACAUCGUCAAACCAGGGGACACUGCUCUGAUGCCCCUCGCGCUGGAUGCAGGCACAGUGGUCCUUACCGGGAUUCCUCCUAUGAAGGACCCCACCCCUGUGACCAGCGCACCUCCAGGACUGCUGACCCCGGGGGGGCACUUCCCCUCUCGCCACAUGGGCGCAGGCUGCCCAACGGCUAUUCCCAUGGGACCCCGCGACCCACUAAGUCUCGUCACGAACGUUACAGUGAGAGUGAGGAGGACGACUGGUGCUAA
Molecule: messenger RNA, 6927 nt
Organism: Bufo gargarizans (Asiatic toad)
Lineage: Eukaryota; Metazoa; Chordata; Amphibia; Anura; Bufonidae
Gene: CACNA1A
Product: calcium voltage-gated channel subunit alpha1 A
Exons: 47
Coding region: 1-6927 (2308 amino acids)
Biological process (GO): calcium ion import across plasma membrane; chemical synaptic transmission
Cellular component (GO): voltage-gated calcium channel complex; neuronal cell body; membrane
Molecular function (GO): high voltage-gated calcium channel activity
Source: RefSeq, a predicted model, not a curated record